Malania oleifera is the source of this 4217-nucleotide messenger RNA. RefSeq names its product methylcrotonoyl-CoA carboxylase subunit alpha, mitochondrial. The record is from RefSeq and is a predicted model, not a curated record. Gene Ontology annotation, cellular component: mitochondrion. Bases 131 to 2383 code for a protein of 750 amino acids. Gene Ontology annotation, molecular function: ATP binding; metal ion binding; methylcrotonoyl-CoA carboxylase activity. NCBI's taxonomy places the organism in Eukaryota, Viridiplantae, Streptophyta, Magnoliopsida, Santalales, Ximeniaceae. The transcript has 15 exons.
ACUAAACUAAUCCUAGUAAGAUAAAGAACAGACUGGGUGCCAGGUCGGAUGACCAGAACGCCCAUCGCCAUGCUUAUCUUCUCCUCUUCCGAACUCCCUCAACUCAGACCCACUUUCAGCGCUCUGGAACAUGUCAUCAAUGGCGUCUAUGCUUCGUCGAAAGCUCAAACCCUUCUCGCAGAACCAUGUCAGACUGAGAUCAUUUUCUGCACCAGCGGACAAUCACCUGAAGCGUCCCAUAGAGAAGAUCUUGAUAGCCAACAGAGGAGAAAUUGCUUGCAGGAUCAUGAGGACUGCAAAGAGGCUGGGUAUUCGAACCGUCGCCGUUUACAGCGACGCUGACAGAGACAGUCUCCAUGUGAAGUCCGCUGAUGAAGCCGUGUAUAUUGGUCCUCCUCCGGCUCGGUUGAGCUAUUUGAAUGCUUCGUCAAUUAUUGAGGCUGCGUUUCGGACUGGUGCACAGGCUAUACAUCCGGGCUAUGGUUUCUUGUCAGAAAGUGCAGACUUUGCUCAAUUUUGUGAAGAUAAGGGUCUUUUAUUUAUUGGCCCUCCUGCAUCUGCGAUCCGGGACAUGGGUGAUAAAAGUGCAUCAAAGAGAAUAAUGGGUGCAGCAGGGGUACCACUUGUUCCUGGAUAUCAUGGUGAUGAUCAAGGUGUUGAUCUUAUGAAGUCCGAAGCAGACAAGAUUGGGUAUCCUAUAUUGAUAAAGCCAACUCAUGGAGGUGGUGGAAAGGGCAUGAGGAUAGUGCAAAGACAGAGUGAAUUUGUUGAAUCUUUCUUGGCCUCACAACGUGAGGCUGCUGCAUCUUUUGGAAUUGACACAAUCUUGUUAGAGAAAUAUAUUACACAACCAAGGCACAUUGAAGUUCAGAUAUUUGGAGACAAACAUGGCAAUGUUAUACAUUUAAAUGAGAGAGAUUGCAGCGUGCAGAGAAGGCACCAGAAGAUUAUUGAAGAAGCACCAGCUCCAAAUGUUGUUAGUGACUUCCGCUCCCAUUUGGGUCAAGCUGCUGUAUCUGCUGCAAAGGCAGUUGGUUAUUACAAUGCUGGGACUGUGGAGUUUAUAGUGGAUACUGUUUCAGGCGAGUUUUAUUUUAUGGAAAUGAACACUCGUCUUCAGGUUGAACAUCCUGUGACUGAGAUGAUUGUUGGCCAAGAUCUUGUGGAGUGGCAAAUCCUUAUUGCAAAUGGAGAACCUCUUCAGUUGAGUCAGUCUCAGGUGUCAUUAUCAGGUCAUGCUUUUGAGGCCCGAAUAUAUGCUGAAAAUGUUCCAAAAGGAUUUCUUCCAGCAACUGGAGUUAUUCAUCAUUACCGUCCUGUGCCAGUCUCAUCAACAGUACGAGUCGAAACUGGUGUUGAGCAAGGAGACACUGUCAGCAUGCAUUAUGAUCCUAUGAUUGCGAAGCUUGUAGUAUGGGGAGAAAAUCGUGGCGCAGCAUUAGUUAAAUUGAAGGAUUGCCUGUCUAAGUUUCAGGUUGCGGGUCUGCCAACCAAUAUCAAUUUUCUCCAAAGACUUUCCAAUCAUUGUGCAUUUGAAAGUGGGGAUGUUGAAACACAUUUUAUUGAGCAUUUCAGAGAUGACCUAUUUAUUGAUUUGAGUAAUCCAGUGUUAGCUGAAGAGGCAUACAAUGCUGCUAAAUUCGGUGCAACCCUGGCAGCUGUAUGUGUUUGUCAGAACGAAGAUUCUGCUAUGAAGGAAACUCCCCUUGGGCAUAAGAGUUCACUCUCAAUAUGGUAUGCUCAUCCUCCUUUCAGAGUCCAUCAUUGUGCGAGGCAUAUGAUGGAACUUGAAUGGGACAAUGAAAGCGAUAGUUCUGGUUCAAAGCUUUUGACAUUCACCAUUACUUAUCAGCCUCAAGGGAACUAUUUAAUUGAGGGAGGAGAAAGUAGAUUGGAAGCAAACGUAACACGGCUGGGCAAGCACGAUUUCAGAGUUGAAGCUGAUGGUGUGACCAUGGAUGUCAGUCUAGCUACUUAUUGCCGGAACCAAACCAAGCACAUUCAUAUCUGGCAUGGUUCGCAUCACCAUCAUUUCAGACAAAAAGUAGGGCUCGAGUUGUCUGAUGACAACGAAACCCAGAAUAAGCCCAACUUUGAAACAACUACCCAUGCCCCAGGGACUGUGGUGGCACCCAUGGCUGGUUUAGUGGUUAAAGUUCUGGUGAAGGAUGGGACGAAGGUGGAAGAGGGGCAGCCGAUUUUGGUUCUAGAAGCAAUGAAGAUGGAGCAUGUUGUGAAGGCACCAACUGCUGGGAAUGUCCUUGGGCUUCGGGUUACAGCUGGCCAACAGGUUUCUGAUAGUUCUGUUCUUUUUACCAUCAAGGUAUGUCACUGGCAUUUAUAUAAAAGUGACAUGAGCUCAAGAUUAUCUGCAUAUUCAUGACCUAUACAGCAUAUCCAAGGUUUUAAAUAUCGAAAUUGACUAAAAUUUUGAGGUUUCUGAAGUGUGAAAAUUUCAAUGUUGAUGUCCAUUUUGAUUUCAAUGUUUAUAAAACAUUGAAGUAUUCAGUAAAGCAUGAAAUUCUCUUGUGAAACUAUAGAAAGUAUUAUGCAUAAUAAUGCAAGAUUUAAAGCUAAAAUAUUACUAAAAAAAAACACAUCAAAGACAGGUAUAUUGUACAUAAGUUGCAUGACUUUCAUAUAAUUAUCAUAUAAACACAUUCAAUUAAUAUAUGUGAAAUUCAUAAAUUUUUUAAAUGUUAUUUAUUAUACAAUUAUGGAUAAUUUAGACAUAAAUGGUCAAAUAGAAUGUAGCUAAUAUUUAAGUUUAAUUUUUCGUUUAGUUUCAAAAGACUAAAGUUAUUUAUAUCCAUUUUUUUAAUAACAACCUUCAGUUCCAAUUUUUUUUUUUUAAAGAAGAUAAAUUACGAGAAAUUCCAAUUUGGGUUCUGAAUCUCAAAUUCAAAUUUCAAAGAACUUUCAUUCUAGUUAAAAAUUUCAACAAAUUUUGCUGAAGUUUUCUAGUUUUCUAAUGAAUUUUGAGUGAUUUGUGGAACAAAUUUUGUAAAAUGAAAUUUGAUUGUCAUUUCAAUUUCAAGAUGGUGAAAAGUGGAAACUUUGACUGAAAUUUUGACGAUUUGUGGAAAUCUAAGACCAUGAGCAUUAUCAAAAUGUUUUUGAGCAUAGAACAUCAUGCUGUACAUCUCUGAAGCUACAUGGGGAUAUUUGUUCUUGUGUCUUGUUGUUCAAUGUGCUGCCGCUGCUAUAUUUGCUUGUUUAUUGUACCAAUGAAAACAGACUGCUAGAUGAUAGAUUAUGAGCUUUGGAAUGUACGUCUCUGAUAGCAAGUAGGUUUUACUUGCCCCCGGAAAGGAAGGAAAGAAUCUGUGGGCAUAUUUAUUAUUUUUUGAAUUUUUGUGUGUUGGCCAAUAUACUUGACCUUACCUUGAGCACACUAUGGUUGAGCCUGUGUUUAAUACAGCUCAAAUGUCUUCCGUGAACCUGGCACAGUGACAGACAAAAUUAUGUGCUGCACACGUUUGCUGGCACCUACAAAAGAGUAAUCAAUCAUCUUUAGAAGUGAGCACUCAAUGUUUUGCCAUAGAUUGACAGUUUGACAGACAAUUGAUUGCACAACACCUUUGCUCACACCCUCCCCUCACCCAAACACCAUAAAAAUUUAAAAAAUAAAAACAAAAACAGAAAAUGACUGCAACUUCACAAGGAAUUGAUCUUUGUGGGUGGGCUGAUGUCUUCACAAUCAUUAUGUACUUACAGUGAAUCAAGUGCUUUGUGAGGCUCUGCUGAGAUACAAUUCAGGCAAACAUCUCGAACUACUUCUUAGUGAUAGCAUACCAUGCAAGUAUCUGAAAUUGAUUCUGUGCUUGCUGCUUGUUGGAUGUGUGCGUGUUGUGUGUUGAUUGAUUUACUCACACUUGGACUAACAUGAAUCCAUGAAAUGGUCUUUUACUGAGUGAUUUUAUGAGUGUAAUUUUGAAGACUAUAUUGGAUGCUUUAAGCACAUGCUGAAGUUGAUUUUUAAGCCUGGACAGGACGGUGAGAAGUGAAGGAGCUGUGGCUUCAUGAGAAAUCUGGCUCUGGCAACAUCAGGUUGUGCUCAAGCUUCAGCUGCUUGUAGGCAUUGCCGAGCUGUUGCUGCAUUUCUCCUGGAAUGAAAAUUUAAUUUAUUUAGAGCUCCUUUGUUACACUUUUUGCAUCAUUCUUACAACCAUUUACUAUUUCACAAUUUAAUAGAAUAAAUGGCAAGUCAUUUGUAA